This is a messenger RNA of Hirsutella rhossiliensis, 5880 nucleotides long. Its product is annotated as acyl transferase domain-containing protein. NCBI's taxonomy places the organism in Eukaryota, Fungi, Ascomycota, Sordariomycetes, Hypocreales, Ophiocordycipitaceae. The transcript has 3 exons. Gene Ontology annotation, molecular function: [acyl-carrier-protein] S-malonyltransferase activity; enoyl-[acyl-carrier-protein] reductase (NADH) activity; fatty acid synthase activity. The record is from RefSeq and is a predicted model, not a curated record. The coding region runs from base 1 to 5880 and encodes 1959 amino acids. Gene Ontology annotation, biological process: long-chain fatty acid biosynthetic process. Gene Ontology annotation, cellular component: fatty acid synthase complex.
AUGUACGCAGGAGCGUCCAGGCCGUCAACAAAAUCGGAAACGGCUUCGUUGGCAGAGCAAACGGCAAAGGCCUACGCCGUCUUUGGCGGCCAGGGCAACACGACGGAUUAUUUCGGAGAGCUCCGGACUCUAUUCAGGACGUAUACACGCUUUGUUGAGCCUCUUUUCAUCACGGCGGAACAGGCUUUGCACAAUCUGCUGGCCGACACCUCUGCUACCCGGCGGAGACAAUUCCACCAAGGCCUGGCGAUUCUAACAUGGCUUCGCCGGCCCGAAACGACGCCAGAACUAAGUUAUCUCCUCUCGGCGCCAGUCAGCUUUCCCUUGAUCGGCCUCAUCCAGUUUUCAAACUAUGCAGUCGUCUGUCGCUGUCGGGAGAAGUCGCCCGGAGAGGCCGCACAUCAACUGCUCGGCAUGGCCGGACACAGUCAAGGAAUCGUCGUUGCCGCAGCCCUGGCGACGGUGACGACGUGGAAAAGCUUCGAUACUGCUCUUGUCAAAGCAUUGACCGUGUUGUUCCAUGUCGGAUCUGCUGCGCAGGAGGCAACUCCGCACGUCAGCGUUCCACCAGUCAUUUCAAAAGAAGCAAUGUGCAACGGCGAGGGCUACCCUUCAUCAAUGCUGAAUGUCGUCGGCUGCCGUCUUGACAUGCUCAAGGAAUACAUGAACGAGGUGAACAAGAACCUACAAAUGCAUCAACGCGUCUUCAUAGGCCUCAUCAACGGCCAGACCAACUAUGUCGUCUCGGGGCCAGUGCUCUCGCUUUGCGCUCUCGCGUCGAUGCUACGUCGGGUCAAGGCGGCUUCUGACGCAGACCAAUCCAAUAUUGCCUUCUCGUCGCGCAAGCCCGAGUUUUCGCAGCGAUUCCUGCCGGUCGAGGCACCUUUCCAUACGGCGCAUCUUAAAGAUGCGGCGACCCGGGCCCUCGGAGAGCUUUGCACACUACAUCUCGCUGCAUCCGAGCUCAUGUUGCCCGUCUAUCACAGUCGCCACGGAGGAGACCUCAGGAGCAGCGGUGCGAGAGACGUCGUCCCUGCCUUGGUGCGAAUGAUUCUUUGCGAGUUGGACGAUUGGACGCUGUCAACCGCCUUUGGUGACGCCACUCAUGUUCUUGAUUUUGGCCCAGGCGGUCUUUCUGGAGUAGGUCCGUUACUGUACCGCAACAAAGAAGGGUCCGGAGUCAGAGUCAUCUUGGCAGGCCUGGAAGAAGGCGGCUCCGUCGAGUUCGGCUACCGAGCAGAAGCUUUCGCCAGCAAGGCAACCUUUGACGAGACCUGGGCCCAAAAGUACUCGCCGAGCCUCGUCCAAUCGACAAUGGGCACUAUCAAGAUGGAUAACCGCAUGGCUCAACUUUUGGGUUUUCCGCCUGUAAUGGUGGCAGGCAUGACUCCGACUACUGCAGCGUGGGAAUUCGUGAGCGUCAUUAUGAACUCGGGUUACCACGUUGAACUGGCCGCCGGCGGUCUCCACAGCGUCGAGCAGCUGACAAGCGCAAUCACGAGUCUUGUCCAGGCGACGCCGGUUGGCAGAGGAGUAUGCGUCAACGUCAUCUAUGCCAAUCCCAGGCAAGUUCGAUGGCAGAUACCGCUGUUGCAGAGACUACGUUCUCAGGGUGUGCCUAUCGACGGACUCACGUUUGGCGCAGGAGUUCCGUCGAUUGACGUUGCCAAAGAGUACAUGGAGCUCGGAUUCCGCUACCUAUCGUUCAAACCAGGCUCGAGCUACCCCAUAUUGAUGCAAUGGACUGGCGGUCGCGGUGGGGGUCACCAUUCCUACGAAGACUUCCACGAACCCAUACUGAAGCUUUAUGGACGCAUCAGGCGAUGCCCCAACAUUGUAUUGUUGGCCGGAAGUGGAUUCGGCGGAGCAAAGGAUAGCUAUCCAUACCUAUCAGGCACGUGGUCAGCGCCGUUUGGCCGUCCUCGAAUGCCAUUCGAUGGCAUCCUUCUUGGAAGCCGCGUCAUGGUCGCCAAAGAGGCCAAGACGAGUCGAGGCUGCAAAGAAGCCAUUGUGACCGCGCUUGGUGUCCAAGACGAAUCCUCCUGGGAGCAGAGCUACACUCGUCCCGUAGGGGGGAUUGUCACUGUCAAGAGCGAGAUGGGCGAACCAAUUCAUAAAGUCGCAACCCGAGGUGUACUACUGUGGAAGGAAAUGGACGACAAGAUCUUCAGUCUGGUCGACAAGUCCAAGAGACGCGAAAAGCUCCGAGAAUUGAAGCCAUACAUUAUCCAGAGACUGAAUGACGAUUUCCAAAAAGUCUGGUUCGGGCGCGAUGACCUUGGAAACGUGGUAGAUCUCGACGACAUGACCUAUGCCGAAGUACUCCGACGGCUCGUCCAACUGCUCUACGUCCCCAAGGAAUCACGGUGGAUCGACUCGAGCUACAUUCAACUGGCGGCAGACUUUGUAAGGCGCAUGUACAGCCGCCUGCUUCGGACCAUUCCGCCACUCGAAGCCAACUUUGGCUUACACAACCCCUUACUGGCGGUGCCAGAAAUUCUCUCCCGCUGUCCCAAGGCGGAAAAACAAGUCAUCAGCUACAGCGACGGGCGAUACUUUCUGCUGCUGUGUAAACGCCAGGGCCAGAAGCCGCCCACCUUUUUGCCAGAUAUGGACGAUGACUUUGAAUAUUGGUUCAAAAAGGACUCCCUCUGGCAAUCCGAAGACUUGGCUGCGGUUGUGGGUGAGGAUGCCGGCCGGACGUGCAUCCUGCAGGGCCCCGUAGCAGCAAAGUACUCGACACGAGUCGAUGAGCCAGUUGGCGAAAUCCUCGACUCGAUUAACCGCGCUCAUGUCGCGGCUGUUCUCAAAGACCGCUAUGGCGACGAUGCUAGCCAAGUCCCACCGGAACUGUCGAGCUCGACCGGUCCGUGGAAUGCUUCCUUGACCCCUUCUCAUUGCCUUGUCCACAAACAAGGCAAAAGGGCGCACUUUCACAUCGCCAGCUCCAUCGAGAGUGGCCACUGUCCCGAUACUGACCAAUGGCUGAGAGCGCUUGCUGGACGUCCUGGUACCUGGCUCUACGCCUUGCUUACCGCAAAGCACGUCUCGCAAGGAUUCAGGCUCGUCGCCAAUCCCGUUCGCAGAGCGCUUUCGCCUGCCUUGGGCAUGCACGUCGAGGUCACGGAGGCCAACGACCCUGAAGAUUUGGCCAUGGCUGUUUUCCACCCGGAGACGGAGAGUACAGCGUCUUGUCUCUCAAGGUACUCCAUGCUAAUACGCAAGAAGAGAGACAUCCUUGUGACGUUCUAUUGCAAUGAGACUGCCGAACAAGUCACCCUGCCGCUGACAUUCAAAUUCACCUACCAUCCGGAUAUGCCACUGCAUCCAAUCCAUGAGAUCAUGGAGGGCCGUAAAGAUAGACUACGCACUUUCUACUACCGGUUAUGGUUUGGCCCAGAGAGGGAUCCUCGCCCUUGCUCUCCGCAGCGGAUCCGCAACGACGAACGACGCCCUUUGCGUCCAUGUGAUGGCAGCGUCACGAGUCUGGAGCCCAAGCCGUCAAUCCCCUCUGUUGCUGGUGACGCGCUUGAAUCCCACCGCAAAGAUUCCACCUCAUGUCCGGAUUUCCAUUUGAAUACAGCCAGCCCCGGAGACUGGAAAUUCAGAGGACGCGGGCUCACAAUCUCUUCGUCUGCAAUAGAAGCCUUUCGGAACGGCAUCGAACCGGCACACAACGCAAUGUCGUCAUGGGCAGACAGGAACACAGCCCCGCUUGACUUUGCGAUAGUGGUGGCAUGGGAAGCCAUGAUGAAAGCCAUCUUACCGAGCGCCAUCGACGGAGACUUGCUGAACCUAGUCCACCUAUCAAACAAGUUCAGAGUCCUCAAUGAUGGCGCUCCGUUGUGCGACGGAGACGAUACCGACACGACGGCACAUGUUGUGGCGAUCCGUAAUGAAGCACCCGGACGCGUGGUCGAGGUUGGUGCUAUUGUCGAAAGGCGAGGCACUCCGGUAGUGGAAUUAGUCUCCGAGUUUCUCUUCCGAGGCAGCUACACUGACUUUGGCGUAUGCUUUGAAAAAAAGACUGAGCCCAAAAUGUGCAUUUCUCUGGACAGCCCGGCCAAGAUUGCCGUCCUGGCGAGCAAAGAGUGGAUCCGGUUUGUUGAGCCCAAGAUGGACCUCCUUGGCCUCACCAUCAUCUUCGAGCUCAAGAGCCUCAACCGUCUCGGACCAGACUCGGGCUAUCGCAGCGUUCAGACGAUUGGUCAGGUCUACAGCGAGCAUGCAGUCACGAAGUCGCGCCACGUGGUGGCGACUGUGAACUGCCAGUGCGGCAAGACGGCCAACAACCCGGUCAUGGACUAUCUGAAGCGCCACGCGUCUCCUGUCGACGUGCUUCAUGGCUUGAAUCACCCGCAGCCGCUUGGCGAACGGGGCUGGCUCCGACUAACUAUGCCGGCAACCAAUGACGCUUACGCUCGCGCAUCUCGAGACUUGAAUCCCAUCCAUACGUCACGACCGUUGGCCAAAUACGCCGACCUGCCAGGCACAAUCACCCACGGCAUGUUUACGAGUGCCGCCGUCCGGCAACUGGUAGAGAAGGCCGCCGGGGCCAGCGAAAAGGUCCGUAUGCGGUCCUACAGAGCCUCGUUCGUUGACAUGGUCCUUCCGGGUGAUGUCCUGGAAGUCAGCGUCAGCCACGUAGCCAUGAAGAACGGUCUGCGCGUGCUGUCGUUUGAGGCUGUCAACGCGAGCACGGGGGACAAGGUACUCGUCGGCGAGGCAGAAGUCGACCAGCUGCUUUCGGCAUACGUCUUCACGGGGCAAGGGAGUCAAACGCCGGGCAUGGGCAUGGAUCUUUGCGCGACUUGUCACGUUGCCCGAGGGGUCUGGGAUGCCGCCGACAAGUUCUACUCGGAAACGUACGGGUUCCGCAUCAGCGACAUUGUCAAGCACAACCCGAAGCAGCUGACCAUCUACUUUGGUGGCAGACGUGGCCGCAAGGUCCGGCAGAACUACAUGGACAUGACGGUUGAGUGCCAUGGCCAGUCACAGCCAUUGUUCAAGUCGAUAACGCCGACAACGGCCAAACACACAUUCCAGCAUAGCGCGGGCUUGCUCUUUAGCACCGAGUUUGCACAGCCGGCCCUCAGCGUCUUGGGGCAUGCGCAGUUCCUCCACCUCAAGGCCAAGGGCCUCGUCGACCCAAGUGCCCUCUUUGCCGGCCACUCGCUGGGCGAAUACACGGCCCUGAGCACCAUCGGGUCCAUAAUGCCGUUUGAAAAAGUUCUUUCUGUCGUCUUCUACCGUGGCCUGACAAUGCAGUCCGCCGUGGCCCGCGACGCCCAUGGCCGCUCCAACUUUUCGCUCAUGGCGGUUGAUCCGGGUCGUGUUAGUCGAAGCAUGGCCACCGAGUCCCUGCAGGCCCUCGUUGCCGCCGUCGCCGCUACUACCGGCGGUUUGCUCGAGGUGGUCAACUACAAUGUCGCCGGGCAGCAGUACGUCGUGGCCGGGACGCUCGCUUCGCUCGACUGCUUAACACACGUCGCCAAUCACAUGGCCAGUCACCCAGCCGACUUUGAGGCAAACUAUGCUGCCAACAUCCAGAAUCUCGUUGCCGCCUGCGCAGCACAGGCGACCAAGAAGCCGUUGCCUAUACGGCUCGAGCGCGGCAUCGCCACCAUCCCGCUCGAGGGCAUCGACGUGCCCUUUCACAGCAGUUUCCUGCUUUCCAUGAUGCCGGCGUUCCGGCGCGUGCUGCAGCGAUACAUUACACCAGAGGCAAUUGAUGCCCGGCGGCUCGUAGACAAGUAUGUGAGCAAUGUGACGGGCAAGACGUUUGAUAUUUCGUAUGGAGCGGUGCAGGAGGCGUAUGAGCGGACGGGCAGCGAGGUGUUGAGGGAUUUGUUGAAGGAAUUGGAAGAGAGCCAUGGUUGA